CCGCGCUCCUAGUCCGGUCCCGGUACGCGCCGACGAUAGUAUCGCGGAGGAUCGCGAUUCUGCUGCGUCGGCGGCACAAGCCGCUCGCUAACCGGCAGAUAAAGGAGAAGUCAAGCCGACCGAAAGUUCGCAAGUUGAAUUAUCGGAGCCGGGUGCUCCUGAGUGUACCAACUUUCGCUUUCCUUCGUGGCGGCCAGGACGAGCUUCUGAGGCAGCCAGAAACUCUCGGGGUCUCGUUUCUGUACGAGAGACGGCGUGCGCGCGAAAUUUUGUAUACACGGCAAAUGAAUCGCUCGUAAACGAUCGACAAGUGAAAUGGGACUGCCGGCGACGAGACUCCUGCCAAUUCUUUUGCUCCUGCUGGCUCUAACACGAUCGAACCUCUCGCAGAGGCACAGACCUCCACAUCGAUCACGCAAUCGAGCUUGUUCUUCGACCGAGUUCAUAUGCAGAAACGGGCAAUGCAUCGACAGUAACAGAUACUGCGAUGGCGUGCAAGAUUGCCACGAUGGAUCCGAUGAACACAAUUGCCCCUGCAAGGAAGACCAAUUCGAAUGCGCGCCUGGUUAUUGCGUGCCCUUAUCACGGCGCUGUGACGGAUACACGGACUGUAUCGGUGGAAGGGACGAACAAAAUUGUUACAACAUGACACGAUGUCGAGCGGAUGAAUUCGAGUGCGCCAGCGGUUCGUGUGUCAGCAAAAAUGCAAGAUGUGAUGGACGAAACGAUUGUCUCGAUCAUUCUGACGAAUAUAAUUGCAAUGUGACCACCUGUAGUGGGGAUCAAUUCCGUUGUCUAGAUGGCAUCUGCUUAAGUAUCGACAAGCGUUGCAACGGAAUCCACGAUUGCCGUAACGGCGAAGAUGAGAGCCAAUGCGGUUGCGGAGACACCGAGUUUCGCUGCACGGACGGCCGCUGCAUCAACUACGUGUUGCAGUGCAACGGGGUGAACGAGUGCUCUGACGGCUCUGAUGAGAGGGACUGCGGUUUGGCCCCGUGCCCUUCCACGGACUUCACCUGCGGGGAUGGCUCUUGCAUAUCGAAGAGCUCGGUCUGUGACGGAUUUGACGACUGCCCCAGGGCAGAAGACGAGCUUUAUUGCGAGCGGGAAUGCACGCCUAACCAGUUCAAAUGCGCCACCGGGAACAAGUGCAUCGAGGACGUCUACAGGUGCGACGGCCAUCCGGAUUGUCCAGAUCACAGCGACGAGGACUGCGCCCCGUCCGCUAACGACACUACACACACCACUUCGCCUACCACCAACUCAUCCGAUCCACGCUGGACACCCGAACGCAGGAGGGAAUGCGAUCCGAGGACAGAGAUACGCUGCGAUGAUGGCGGUUGCGUUCUUCUACGACGUAAAUGCGACAAUAUCUUCGACUGCCUCGACGGCAGUGACGAGCGUGGCUGUGGGGUAUGCACACCUGCCGAAUGGAAGUGUGCCAGUGGCGAAUGCUUGCCGGAAAACCAAAGGUGCGACGGAAUAAUGCAGUGCAGCGACGGAUCCGAUGAGGAUCUAUGUGUAACCGAAUGUCCACCUGGGUGGUUUCGAUGCAACGAUGGAGUGUGCCUCGACAUUAAGAGACGUUGCGAUGGCCGGCCGCAUUGCUUGGACGGCUCCGACGAGUUCAAUUGCUCUCGUAACAAAUGCCCCGACGGUCAACUACCCUGCGACAAUGGCGUCUGUAUCAAUAAGAACUUCUUCUGCGACCACAAUAUCGACUGCCAUGACGCUAGUGAUGAACGAAAUUGCCCGGAGAGCGGAGAGACUGGCAGUUCAGGCCAUGAAUGCCACGAGGGUAGCUUCAUCUGCAACGAUGGCAGCUGCAUACCUCCAACUGCAGUAUGCGAUGGACGUGCGGAUUGUCCGCACGACGAAGACGAGAUAAAUUGCCGUCGAGGAUGCACUCGGGACCAGUUCCAGUGCGCCAAUGGAGAUUGCAUCCGCGCCGAUCAGAGAUGCAACGGGUUCAUCGAGUGCUCCGACGGUUCCGACGAGCCGGAGGAAUGCGAGCCGCCAAAGCCAACACCAGGUCAAUGUGCCACGGAUCAAUAUAUGUGCAUUUCGGAUAGAAGAUGCGUUCCAUUAUCCUCCAUCUGUAACGGAAUUCCAGAAUGCCGAGAUGGGUCCGAUGAACAAAAUUGCGAUCGCGAAGCGGUAUGCUCGCACGAGGAAUGGAGGUGCAAGAGCGGCGAUUGUAUACCUCAACAUCAACGUUGUGAUCGCCGGAUUGAUUGCCCGUACGACGAUAGCGACGAGAUGGGCUGUCACUAUAGAGCGAUGCAAAGAAAUCACAGUAGGUGCAGCGCGCAUGAAUGGACGUGCAAUGACGGUCAUUGCAUUCCGCUACAUCAGCGGUGCGACAAAAGGCUCGACUGUCCUAGAGAUAUGUCCGAUGAGAUGGAUUGCAGUUAUGAUAAUUAUACCGAUGGAACAUCUGACCUUAGACUGAAGACAUAUCCCAGUGAACAAGUGAUAAAAGAAAAUCCGGCGAAAAUAGGUCGCGAGGUCGUGUUCCAAUGUCGUGACGAGGGUCUUCUACGUGCCAGAGUACGUUGGAUUCGCGGCAACGGCCUUCCUCUGCCGCCUGGCAGCCGAGACAUCAACGGUCGCUUGGAGAUACCCAACAUUCAACUUGAGCACGCUGGAAGCUACAUCUGUGAAGCCUUGGGUUAUCCACCGUCCACCUCCGGUCGUCAAGUGACCGUCGUUCUUACUGUCGAGAAAUUUGAGCAGCCGGUCACCAGACCACCACAAGUGUGCCAGUACGAUCAAGCUACCUGCAGCAACGGCGACUGUAUUCCCAAAUCGUACGUUUGCGAUGGUAAAUUCGAUUGCACCGAUGGAUCCGACGAGAUGCGGUGCAGUCCGCACGGAUGUGAGCCCAACGAGUUUCGCUGCAAUAAUAAGCAGUGCGUCAGCAAGUUGUGGCGUUGCGACGGCGACAAGGACUGCGCGGACAACAGCGACGAGGAGAACUGCGCGCCGUCUCCCCCGGGAUCUCCGUGCCGUUACAACGAGUUCGCCUGCAGCAGCAAUAAACAGUGCAUCCCAAAAAGCUACCACUGCGACAUGGAGCGCGACUGCUUGGACGGCAGCGACGAAGUUGGAUGCUCUCCCGUUUACAUCGUGAAACCUCCACCGCCGAUGGUCGUCCUCAUGCCGGGCGACAUGUUGGUCCUCACCUGUACAGCAAUCGGUGUUCCGAUACCGGAAAUCAACUGGCGUCUCAAUUGGGGACAUAUCCCCGCGAAAUGCACAACCGUGUCUACCAACGGAACGGGUACACUAACAUGUCCAGACAUACGGUUAGAGGAUCAGGGCGCGUACUCGUGUGAGGCGUUAAACGUCGGAGGCUUCGUCUUCGCCGUGCCGGAUGCCAUCGUUGUCGUGAAGGAAAAUGGCAAUGUCUGCCCUAAAGGCAAAUUCAAUUCCGAAGCGAAGACUGCUGAAGAGUGUAUCUCAUGCUUCUGCUUCGGCGUCGCCACCGAAUGUCGCAGCGCCGAUCUUUUCACUUAUCAGAUUCCGCCGCCGUUCGACCGCCACAAGAUUGUGUCGGUUGAGACCAUUCCGACGAUUAGAAUCCACGGCGACAUUAGCAAUCAGAUAUCCCAGAUCCGCCCGCUUGCCCGGGACGGCGUUCAGCUGUUAGAGUCCUUCAGUAACGAUUUGAAUGUCUACAACGUUCCCUACUUCGCUCUGCCGGAGAACUAUCACGGCAGUCAAUUGAAAUCCUACGGCGGCUACUUAAAAUAUUCAAUUCGUCACAGCGGUAACGGCACGCCGAACUAUGCCCCUUCUGUCAUCUUAAGUGGCAAUAAUUACAUCUUGGUGCACAAAGGUGAAGAGCCAGCACCGGAUUAUGAGAACGAGAGAUCGGUCAGAUUCUUCUAUGGUGAUUGGUACAAGCAACAAGGAAGAAGCGAAGUCCUAGCUUCCAGGGAAGAAAUCAUGAUGACGUUGGCAAAUGUUGAUAACAUUCUUAUAAAAGUGAAAUACGACGAUUCUCCGCAACUAGACGUUCGUCUUACUAAUAUCAUUAUGGACACUGCUGAUACGCGAAAUACUGGCCUAGGAUCCGCGUCCUUCGUCGAGGAGUGUCAGUGUCCUACAGGAUAUACUGGUCUAUCUUGCGAGCAUUGCGCACCUGGUUAUCUGAGACGCGAAAGCGGACCAUGGCUUGGCCAAUGUUACAGGGAUGAACCACCGUGUCCUCCGGGGUACUAUGGCGAUCCUUCAAGGAACAUCCCUUGCCAGAUUUGUCCUUGCCCACUUACGAACCCAUCGAAUCAAUUCGCUCGCACGUGUCAUCUUGGCUCUGACGGCCAACCCACGUGUGAUUGUCCUCCUGGCUACGUUGGACGCAGGUGCGAGCAGUGUGCCACUGGUUACCAAGGAAAUCCUCUUAUUCCUGGAGAUAUGUGCGUUCCGCUUCAACAAUGUGAUCCUAACGGCAGUCUUAGUCCUAACGCCGAUUCACACGGAAAAUGUCAUUGCAAGCAAUAUGCAACGGGUCUCACUUGCAACCAAUGUAAGGCGAAUACCUUUAAUCUGGCCUCGACAAACCAAUUUGGAUGCAUAGCUUGCUUCUGCAUGGGCAUCACCAACAGAUGCGUCUCCUCUAACUGGUACAGGAACGAGAUUCGUGUAUCGUUUACCAACUCGAUUCGAAGUUUCUCUUUGAUCGAAUCCAAGAGCACUGACACACCAGAUAUUGUAGAAGGAAUUCAUCUAAACACCAUUAACCGAGAAAUAGUUUAUAGCGAGUUUCCCAAUCGUGGUAACAACGACGUCUACUACUGGCAAUUGCCCAGCAUUUUCUUAGGAGAUCAAAUAACAUCUUACGGUGGCAAUCUCAAGUACACUGUCAGAUACGUGCCCUCUCCAGGCGGUCAAAGUUCAAGGAACAACGCUGCGGACGUCGAACUUAUUAGCGCUAACGACAUCAACUUGCUUUACUAUUCCCGCGAGUCUCCCGAGCCUAACUCUCAGCAAUCAUUCACCGUACCAUUGCUCGAGCAAUAUUGGCAACGUAAUGAUGGAACUCAAGCGGACAGGGAGCACCUUCUAAUGGCUUUGGCGGAUGUACGAGCCAUCAGAAUCAAAGCCACUUACACGACGCAUACAGACGAAGCUGCGCUCUCCUUCGUGUCUUUGGACACCGCUGAAAAAUAUAACACAGGUAAAGCUCGUGCAGUUGAGGUUGAAGAAUGUACUUGCCCCGCUGGCUACAGAGGACUUUCAUGCGAGGAUUGCGACGUUGGUUACACCCGGGCCAUUGAAGGUCUCUACUUAGGCAUCUGCGAACCGUGCAACUGUAAUAAUCACACGAAUCAAUGCGAUCCCGAAACUGGCACUUGUGAGAAUUGCGCUCAUCAUACUACGGGUGAGUACUGCGAACUGUGUGAACCGGGAUAUGAAGGAGACGCUACUCGAGGCAGCCCGAACGAUUGCACGUAUAGAAGUCAGAGACCUGAGCCAUGCAGAUGCAACGAGGCUGGUUCACGCAGCACUUCUUGCGUCGACGGUCGAUGCGAAUGUAAGAGGAACGUCGAGGGUCCAGAAUGUAAUCGAUGCCGCCCGUCGACAUACGGAUUACGCGCCGAGAACAUUGAUGGAUGCAUCGAGUGUUACUGCAGUGGGGUAACCGAUCAAUGUCAUGAGAGUACAUUAUACGUACAACAAAUACCGAUGUGGGUAUAUGACUCCCAUCACGGCUUCACUCUUACAGACUCGACUAGACGCGACAUAAUCGACGACGGCUUCGAGUUAAAUGUAGCAAUGAAUGAAAUCGGCUAUCGCUAUCCGGACAGCAGAAGCCGUAGAUUGUUUUGGUCGCUUCCGAGUGUUUUCACCGGUAACAAAGUGAAGAGUUACGGCGGAAACUUGACUCUGACGCAGCAUAUCACCGCGUAUCCUGGCGCUCAAAGUUACAAAGAUCAAGACAUUUUGCUGAUUGGCAACGGCAUUACAUUAUUCUGGACGAAUCCGGUGGAGCUCCAGCCUGAAAUUCCGCUGACCUACACCGUUCCUUUGAAAGAGCACGAAUGGAGAAGACUGACCACCGAAGGACCGCGCAGCGCUUCUAGGACGGAUCUCAUGAUAGUGCUUUCCAAUCUAGAAGCUAUCUUGGUCCGCGCGUCCCACAGCGAGCGAAUGACCGCAACAUAUAUCAGCGACAUCAGCAUGGACACGGCUGUAGAAAAUCUGAUUGAAAACCGACGUGCGACUCAGAUUGAAGCUUGUCGCUGCCCGACCGGUUACACGGGCACCUCCUGCGAAACCUGCGCUCGCGGUUAUUAUAGAGACACCAGCGAUCGGACUAUCAGUUACUUGGGCGCGUGUAAUCCCUGUCCAUGCAACAAAAAUGAAGAGAGCUGCGAAAUCAGCAGAUCUGGCCAUAUCAAAUGCCACUGCCUGCCAGGAUACACGGGACAGUAUUGCCAAGACAGUGGUGUCGUUGGAGAACCGCAAACAACUAGUACGCAGAGCCCAAUAUCUCCACCGAAAAUCACAGUUUACAUACAAGAAAAUGAAUUCCAGAUCGUCCAUACAGGAAAAACCGUCCGAUAUCAUUGCACAGGCAGAUCCAGAGAACAUGAAUCGGUGAACAUUAGAUGGGAGAAAGAAGGUGGUCAAUUACCGCCUGAUAGGAGCGUGGACGAUUCGAAUGGACUUUUGGUAAUUAGAGAUGUGAAGGUGUCUGAUAGUGGCAUAUACGUCUGCCAAGUGAGCGACGGAACAAACAUUGGAUAUAAAAAAGUCACGUUAACUGUUGGAGGAACCAACCCGGUAGAGCCUAGAGUUGCUAUAAGUCCAUCGUAUCAGCAAGUGAGGGAAGGUGAACCUGUUGAGUUCCGUUGUGAAGCCACUGGUAAUCCGCCACCCCAACUGGAUUGGAUAAGAGUUCACGGAAGCAUGAGUCCGGAGGCGACAUUCUACAACGGCGUAUGGAGUCUUCCAGCCGCGUCGAAGAACGACGCAGCCGAGUACAAGUGCGUCGCCAGGAACAACGUUGGCAUAGACGAGAAGACGACCAUCUUAUAUGUUCAAGAUAAUCCUAAUAAACCACCACCUCAAGGCCUACCGCCGACUAUAACUCCGUCCGAAUGGUCCGGAACCAGCGAAGACGUCGUCAAGUUAAUCUGUACACCGUCUCAACAUGUAAAUGUCACCUGGACGAGGUCCGGCGGAUUGCCGUUGCCUUAUACCGCCAGUCAACGUGACGGUAUUUUGACGAUCACCAAUCCCACCCCCAGCGAUUCCGGCAUAUACGUGUGCACCGCGACGAGUGUUCGCGGAACGGAGACGAGCACCACUGCCAGGAUUACGAUAAUGUCUCGGAGAGAACCACCAUUGGUCACGGUCAGACCGUUCCGGCAGGAGGUGAAACAGGGCACUGUAGCUGAAGUACGAUGCAUCACCAGCGGAGAGCCAGGUCUACAGGUGAAAUGGAGCAAGUACACGGAAACAAUGAGCUCCCGUGUCCAACAGGUAGGGGACAUGCUCAGGAUUAUUAACGUCCAGGUCUCCGAUCGAGGAGUAUACCUCUGCCGGGUUGCUGGUCCCACAGGCAAUUACGAGGCCAGUGCCAUCAUCGAAGUUGAACCUCGUGAAGCUCCAGUUUUAGAGCUGUAUCCACAAGAUAUACAAACGGUCAUCCUCGGCGGUUCCGCCGAUCUUCAGUGUCGCGCGAAGGCUGGUUUCCCAGCGCCCGAAUUGCGAUGGUCUCGCGUAGACAAUCGACCAUUCGCCUCCAACAUCGAACAACUUCCUAGUGGACUCCUCAGACUGUCGAACAUCACAGCGAACGACGGCGGUGCCUACAUCUGUUCCGCGUCAAACGAAGUCGGCUCGACGUCAGUUAUCGCGCAUAUCGAGGUGCAGUCUAUGCCUGUGAUCACUAUCACACCGCAGCACGGUAUCUUGCAGGUGAAACGCGGAAGUCGAGUCCGUUUGAUGUGCAGCGCGAGCGGUCAUCCGCAACCCAAUGUGGCUUGGAGCAAAUAUGUGAACGGAAUAACGAUACAGGACACGUAUAGUAGAACAGCGGCUACUCCUUUAAGUGCCGUUUACGAGAUAUUCUCUGUUUCACCCGACGAUGAAGGAUCCUACACUUGCACAGCUACGAACGCUGUAGGAAUAGCCGAAGAGCGUGUCCAGAUCCGCAUCGAGGAUGAUGACGAUUAUGUGCCUUGCACUGGCGACAGAGGCGAUAUUCCAUGCGACGAUGAUCGUCAGCGACCACAACCUGAUUCUAGGGAUCCGAAUCAAACAGAGGGAGGAGUAUUGAUUCCCAAAGACUACUUGAGAAUCCCGGACGGUGGCAAAGUGGAGAUGCGUUGUCAGGUCUUUGGACCAGAUGGAGACCACAUCUAUCUGGACUGGAAGAGAAGCGAUCAUCGUUCUCUUCCAGAAGGUAGCACAGUACACAAUGGAGUGUUAAGUAUCCCGACUGUUGAUAGAAAUGCGGCUGGAGAGUACAUCUGUUUGGGCUUGGAUCCUGCCGGCACAGUGCUCUUCCGGGCGAAAUCUCAUCUUGAAAUUAUAUCUCCACCAAGAAUUGAAUUAAAUCCAACGCGCCAGACAGUAGGACCUGGAGAAAAUCCAUCUAUAAUUUGCACCGCUACGGGAGAUGAACCUCUGCACAUCGAAUGGAAAACCAUAGGACGUCCGUUACCAUAUUCUGUAUCGGACAGCGGUGGCAUCCUGCAAUUCCAUGGCAUCACAUAUUCCGACGCUGGCAAAUACGUAUGCAAAGCAACGAACGCAGCAGGAACGGCGGAAGCAGUAGCAGAAGUUUUAGUUAAUGAACAUCCUUACGACAAUGCAAGGAUCCGCGCUGAACAAAGAGACGUAGUAACUCAUGCCGGUAAUUCUGUACGCUUACGUUGCGAGGUGCGCGAACGUGCGACGAUCCAUUGGAGCCGAGAGGGGCUACCGUUGCCGGCCAACGCGCGAAUCGGAGAAGAUUACUUGGAGCUGACGCAAGUAAAACCGGAAGACAGCGGAAGAUACAUCUGUCAGAUCCAGACGAGCCGCGGUGUAUCCAGCGAUUAUAUUAAUUUCAACGUUUCUCUGUACCGAUCGCAGUGCAGGCACUGGGAGUAUCAAUGCAGAAGCCUACAAUGCAUUCCGAUGGAAUACUUUUGCGACGGCUAUGUUCAGUGCAACGACGGUACUGACGAACGCUUCUGCCGCAACGCGCGCUAUCGCCAAUAUCUUCAGAGACAACGCGCUGCUGCAGUGCCUUCAGUAAGCAUUGAGGUGUCUCAAGAUCCAAUAAACAUCGGCGACACCGUUGAUAUACAUUGCACAUACACUGGAACACGCAAUCCACGUUAUCGCUGGACGAGACCGAAUCAUGUGAGCCUACCAACAAACGCACAGGAGUACGGCAACGUCUUGAGGCUAACUAACGUAGUCGUUAGCGAUAGCGGACCCUACAGGUGUACAGUUGACACACCCGAAGGCGUACUCGCGAAGGACUUCAAUUUGAUCGUCCACGGCGGAAUCCUCGAUGAACCAGCAAUUGAAACCAAAUUGGCGCCGUACGGAUCAAGUCUGGAAAUGGAUUGUCGGUUAGAUCUCGAUCCGCCAAUACAAUUCCAGUGGAACAAACUCGGUGGACUUUUGCCACGUGACAGUCAGACUUACGAGAACAAAUUAAAAUUAACUAAUGUAAAGGCUGAAGACGCUGGAACGUACAUUUGCUCCGGAAAUAAUGAAGAAUCGCGAGUCGAAGUACCUACGGUGCUAGUUGUAACAGGAGUUGUGCCUAAUUUUAGUCAGGCACCCGAAAGCUACAUUGCUUUCCCUCCUCUACCUGACUCCUACCUCAAGUUCAACAUCGAAAUCUCUUUCAAACCGGAAAGUUAUGAUGGCAUUCUGUUAUACAACGACGAAUCUGGUCAUGGUGACGGCGACUUUAUCGUUUUAUCUCUAAAUAAUGGAUACCCACAAUUCAAAUUCAAUCUCGGUUCUGGACCAGCUGUUAUUCGCGCGGAUAAACCUGUCACCUUGAGCGAGUGGCACACCAUUAAGAUCCAACGCAAUCGAAAGGAAGGAACAAUGCUGGUGGACGGCGAAGGCCCUUACAAGAUGGUCGCUUUAGGCAGACGCCAAGGUCUCGAUCUUAAAGAACCCCUUUACAUCGGCGGAGUGCCCAGCUACAGCAGAAUCAACGUACAAGCCGAGGCGAACACUGGUUUCGUCGGGUGCAUCAGCCGACUAGUCCUCGGGGAGAAACAAGUCGAUCUAAUUGGCGAUCAGACUGAUAGCGUGGGCAUUACGACUUGCGAAACCUGUGCCGAGAAUCCCUGCAACAAUGGUGGUGUGUGUCAGGAAGCAGCCACGAAAAACGGCUACACAUGUCUGUGCCGAGCCGGUUUCAGCGGCAAACAUUGCGACAACAUCGGACAAUCCUGCUAUCCAGGUGCUUGCGGAGAAGGUGAGUGCAUCGAUAAAGAAGUCGGCGGCUUCCAUUGUUACUGUCCAAUCGGGAAGACGGGACCAAGAUGCGAGCAUUCGGUAAACGUCUACGAUCCGGCUUUCCAUGACGACAGAGCUUUCAUCGCUCACGAGACUCCAAAAGCUCUUAGACGGGAAAGAGAGAGUUCGACCACUACACACAGUCGAUCACGAUUACGCAACGCACAAAUUAGGAAACCACGAUCAAGGCCACAUCACCACAAUAAUUUGCACCACACAAAACAUUAGCUAGACCUAGCACCAAUUUUACGCACUCAGAGAAUUUUCAUUACUUAUCCAAUCACAACAAUAAACUUUUCCCUCCGUCUAAUAAAAACCACCAUACAUAAUGAGCUAUCUAAAAUUUUGAAGAUAUGUUUAUAUCUGUAUCCGAAAAGAUUAGUCAGCUCGAUUUGUUUUUGUGCCAAUUUUUCACUGCCUAUUUUUCUUUACGCGUAGUGGCGAUGGUUAUAAUAAUAAAACGAAUAAGCAAUGAAUUCUUAACAGGUAGUUUGCAACGAGCCUACAUAGUGCGUAGUUCCUUGUAAUGGACAUGGUGCUGUAACAUUAGAACCACAGUCAAUAUAUAUAUAUAUUUACGAAUUAGUAAUUAAUACGUUUUGUACAGCUUCUUAAUUAAUACAUUUAACGCGUCACUUUAGUCAUUAUUAAUUAUUAAAAGUAAUACGUGAAUCACUGCCAAAUCAGUCGCAUUUAACAGUUAGUCCCCACUCAAGCUUAGAAAACGUCAAAGUCGUAACAAUCACAUACGUGUAUAUGACAGUUAUAUAUGACAGCAUAUGUAAAAUGUUUGUACUUAUAUAUCUAAGAAUCUAUAUAUAUAUAUAUAUAUAUAUAUAUUAAAAGAAAGAGAUGUUUCACGUACGAAAGAUCGUUUAUAUACUCAGCGGACUCAUGCUAUACGAAUAAAUAUUUUUAAAGCAAAUAAACGGAAGUCAGUACAUGUAAUAA
Molecule: messenger RNA, 11442 nt
Organism: Trachymyrmex cornetzi
Lineage: Eukaryota; Metazoa; Arthropoda; Insecta; Hymenoptera; Formicidae
Gene: trol
Product: terribly reduced optic lobes
Exons: 49
Coding region: 316-10719 (3467 amino acids)
Cellular component (GO): signaling receptor complex; plasma membrane
Molecular function (GO): calcium ion binding; protein binding
Source: RefSeq, a predicted model, not a curated record